UCGGCGUUGGAGAAGAACGCGACGAUCGUAGCGGGACUUUGGCAGACUCCUCGGGUGAUGGGCAUGAGCUGAUCUGCUUCGGUUGGUGGUCCUCGGACCGCUGGUGAUGGCGCACGGCUGGGUCCUGCUGCUACUACUACAGGAUGGUGUUGGAGUACCAGAACCCGCCUGGACUAAAGUCGGGGUCAAGAUCGGGCGAGUGCAUCCAGGCGGCGAACGACACGAUGGCUUCGCUGUCGGCAGUACCGCAGUCGGGGACGAAGUCCAGCACGAAGACGCCCAACUUCAGGAGAGUUUUCAUUGUUGGCGACGGUGAUGACGACGUCGCGGUUGAGGCGUCGCUCUCGUUGCACGAAGUGCCCCGAGGAACACAUGUGUUGACCACAGCAACUGUCCAGAAACCAGCAUGAAGCUCGGCGUAGAGGUGCAUCUUGGAAAUUCGUCCGUGGGUGCAAAGAAGCGAGCGGGUGGUUCUCCAUUGUGGUCCGAGCCCGGCGAGAAGAAGUGUCACGAAGCUUUCUUCAGUGAUUGUGCCUCCGCACCGAAGCAGGCGGUUGCGGAGGGUCUGGCAGCGACUCAUAUACUGCAUCGCCUUUUCCCCGGUCUUCAUUUGUAUUGUUGUGAAAUGCUGCAUGAGUCUGCUUUGUGUCACACUGUCGUUUGCUUGAUAGAGACA
Messenger RNA from Closterium sp. NIES-67, 676 nucleotides. The record is from the annotation of a GenBank genome assembly. NCBI's taxonomy places the organism in Eukaryota, Viridiplantae, Streptophyta, Zygnematophyceae, Desmidiales, Closteriaceae.